UUCUACUUUUGGAGAAUGUGUAACAGCAAGUCGCACAUUACACGCUAAAAGCCGAGCCAAAAUGGAACCAACACCAUCAGCCGACCUCGCCAGUCCGAUGGCAACUACCACUCCAGUUUUAUCAGAAGCCACUCGCGCCGCUGUGCUCGAAGCCGAAGGCAACAACGUUCCGUCCCACUGUUUGGUUUGCUACGGCGACCUUACUUUGACAACCAUAACGCCUUGCCAUCAUAACGAAAUCUGUGGGGUUUGCCAUUUGCGUUUGCGUCAUUUGCACCGCGACAAAAAAUGCCCCAUCUGCAAGUCAAAGAAUGACCACGUGAUUGUAGAUCAACCUGGAAAAGAGUUUGACGAGUACCCCAUCUACGGCAAUGAAUUGGGGACUGCCUUUACCUACCGCGACGAUGUCGGAAUGUUUUUCUUGCUGAGUUAUUAUGAAACUGAUAUCAAGCCGCUUUUUGGUUACCACUGCACCGAACAAGGUUGUACCUACGACGGGAGCAACAUGGAAAAUGUGGGAAACGCCAACGCCUAUACGAAAAAGGCACCAAACCCCACGCGGGGAUUGGUGGACCACCUGCGAACCGUUCACCGCAAGGCAUUGUGUCAGCUUUGCGUCGAUCACCAACGUGAUUUUGUGUCCAGACUUUCACGAUUUUCACCGAGCGGUCUGAAAAAACAUCUAGCGAAAGGUGAUGGCCCCAUGUCUGGCUUUGAAGGACACCCUGCUUGUGAAUUCUGUAGGGGUCGAAGGUUCUACGAUAUAACUGAGCUUCAUCAACACCUCAACAAAGAUCACUACAAGUGUCACGUCUGCGAAAAGCAGGGGUUGCACAAUCAGUUCUUUAGUACAUAUCAGUCGCUUGAACGACAUUUUGAUUCGCAACAUUUUCUCUGUAAGGAUGUCCAAUGUUUGCAAGCGCGAUUUACAGUGUUUGAGAAUGAAUUGGAUUUGCGGCAUCAUGAGCGCCAAGUGCAUGGAGGUGUAAGCUCGGGCUCAUCCAAAAUACAACUCGAAUUUCGUGUCCGAAGGUCAACGGAAGAUCCUAGCCAGGAAAUUCCUACGACUAACGAUUUUAAUUAUGGCGUUGAUGGACAAGCGUUUGUACCGCAAGCUUUGCCACAAGUAGCAGGGAAUGUUUCCUUGCACCCUAUGCACGUCGAAAGAACCGCCGAGUUAAGACAACAGGCGGAAGCUUUGAGACAGAAUUAUGGCGCGUCAGACACGACUGAAUCAUUUCCUUCUUUAGCGGAGACAGACGCUCAAAUCGAUGAAGCCGCUACCCAAUCGUUACGUCUGGGCUGGACGUCUGGGCUAUCCAUGCAGCGUAUGGGAGGCAGAAGGAAGAACGCGGGGCAGGUGACCGAAGAAGAUUUUCCCACUUUACGGCCGGUCGCGAAACAACACUCUAGUGCCAUGUUGAAACUGCCACCGAAGGGCCCGACCAUCCAAAAUCGGUCAAUGCAAUCGACAUCAAAUGGGAAAUGGAGAGGAACCGUUCCAUCUGUUGCGAUUUCUCGCACCACGCCCGCAUUUCUCACCCCGUCAUCAAAUGGUGCAGUUUCGAACAACGGCAAAGUCAAUUUGAUAGCCGCAGAUUUUCCCACCCUUGCUGCUGGUCCCAAGGCCAAUCAAUAUGCCGCGGCUGACGCUAUUACAAAAAGGAAUCGUGCACGAGGCAACCUGCCUCCUUUCAACAGCGUAACCGAUUUUCCUCCGCCCCCUUUGAUGCCUUCGACAAGCACAUCGGCUCGAAAUCGAAUGUUGGUUAGUAACGUUCGCGAAACUAAAAGUCCUUUGGUAGCUGGCAACACGUUAAAUGGUCGCACGUCGGUGUCCAACACCAAGGUUUCUGUAGAAGAUAUGAAAAUCACGCUGGGAGUGAAAAGCUACAAGAGGUUAAAGCAGCUUACAAAAGAAUUUGCGAGUAACGCACUUGACCCCGACGCAUACAUCGACCACGCUGCUGCAAUUUUUGAUAAAGGCUAUGGAGACUCGGAUUUCUGGAGGUUCUUACCGCCUCUCUUGUCGUCAUGCCCUAACCAUGUGCAAGCCGAACGCUUGAAAGGCAGCAAUGGGAACAUUGUUGAUCCCAAUGUGGGACACGGAACGGCUGGUCUAGCAGCUAGCGAGUGGAAUUCUCAGGGUCCCACAAUGGUCCCCGAUCCUGUCGAACCAACCGAAGCGAGCCAUUGGUUGUCAACUUCGGCUCGAACUGCCGCGCAGCCAGCAUCGUCCGUGGUGACGUUCCAGCCAGCUAACCGCCCACACACUCCACUACUGACCCGGAACACAACUGGGAAACAGACGAGCGCCUGGGGCGGUGCUACUGGCGCUUCGUCCGUUGUGAGGGCAAAAGCACCACCGGGAUCGGUUGCUGUAGCUGCAGCAAAUACUGCGCCUCAAACAGGGUCAGCAACGAAGUAUAUGGCCCGAGAGCAAAAGCAAAAAAGCGCCAAGGCUCAGCAGCGGCAAGAAGGCAAGGGCAAAGGCAAGAAGAAACAAAAUAGCGAAUUACGUCAACUAGCAUUUGGAUAAAUCGAAAUAACUCCUCCUUCUCGCAGCGUU
This is a messenger RNA of Phaeodactylum tricornutum CCAP 1055/1, 2569 nucleotides long. RefSeq lists its product with no specific name. Gene Ontology annotation, biological process: rescue of stalled cytosolic ribosome; protein ubiquitination. The transcript is spliced from 2 exons. Lineage: Eukaryota; Bacillariophyta; Bacillariophyceae; Surirellales; Neidiaceae. The record is from RefSeq and is a predicted model, not a curated record. The coding region runs from base 62 to 2539 and encodes 825 amino acids. Gene Ontology annotation, molecular function: ribosome binding; ubiquitin protein ligase activity.